AUGUCGUCGUCGUGUAGGCAGGCCGUCCGGCCGCUGCGGCGAUGCCUGAACAGCGCCACAACGACGACUUUGCCGAUACGGAGGGGCAUCUCCACGACACCGGCUCCGGCCGCCCAAGUAUACAAGGUGGUGCGCGAAAGACCCGAGACGGCCGACCCCCUCGAGCUGGAUCCCAACACGGCGGUGGCCCCCUGGGCCGAGAAGGACCUGUGGAAGGCCGGCACACCACCCGUCGGUUCGCGACGUCGCCGUUACGCCAUCCGCACGAGCCAGAACCUCCCCUUCGAGCAAUUGCCCUACCAGGCUUUCCAGGAGGCGCGCAAGAUUCUGGCGGCGGACCGUGAAGAGAAGUUGGCUGCUAUUGUUGCUGAGUCGGCCAAGAUCAAGAGGCUGGAGGCCAUGGACCCGAAGGAUGUCAGGGGUGGGGAGCGGAUGCGCCAGAUGAAGCUGAGCAGUCUGCGCAAGCACGUUGAGAAGCUCAAGAUUCUGGCGGAUAUAAACGACCCGGCAGUGAAGAGGCGGUUCGAAGAUGGUCUUGGCGACAUGAGCAAGCCCAUCUACCGCCACCUUGCCGAGCGCAAGUGGCGCGGCUACGAGUCCAAGCUGACUGAGCAGCGUAUCGAGCAGUUCAACAUCGUCCCCGACAUUCUCCCCAAGCUCACCCCCUCCUACGACGUCCAGCUCUGGUUCCGCCGCUCAAAGGUGCCCCCGGGCAAGAUCCUCCCCAGCAACGUCACCGAGGUGGCCCCCAAGCUGCGGGUGACCCCUUUCACCGCCGGCGAGCGCCUCGUGUCCAUCGUCAUCAUGGACUCCGACGUCCCCAACGUCGAGACGGACGGCUUCAGCAAGCGCGUUCACUACAUCGCCGCCAACGUCCCCGUCUCCCCUACCAACACCUCCAUCCCGCUCUCCAAGCUGCGCGACCCCUCCCAGCUCGCCGUCCCCUACCUGCCCGCCUUCGCGCAGAAGGGCAGCCCGUACCACCGCCUCUCCAUCUUCAUUCUCGAGCAGGGCGACAAGCGUCUCGACACGGCCGAGCUGGCGAAGCUCUACUCCGGCCGCGACGGCUUCUCCCUCAAGUCCUUCCGCGACAAGUUCCGUCUGAAUCCCGUGGGUUUCAACAUCUUCCGCACAAUCUGGGACGAGAACACGGCCGGCGUCAUGGAGCGCGCGGGCGUCCCGGGAGCGGACAUCGAGUUCCGCCCCACGCGCGUCUACUCGCUCAAGGAGCCCAAGAAGGCCCGCGGUUGGGAAGCCAAGCGCCAGGGUCCCAAGUACAAGCACCUGUGGAAGUAUACCAAGCGUAUCAAGGGAUACUCCAACGCCAAGGGUCUCAUCAGGAAGAAAUGA
Colletotrichum chrysophilum is the source of this 1350-nucleotide messenger RNA. RefSeq lists its product as uncharacterized. The record is from RefSeq and is a predicted model, not a curated record. Bases 1 to 1350 code for a protein of 449 amino acids. NCBI's taxonomy places the organism in Eukaryota, Fungi, Ascomycota, Sordariomycetes, Glomerellales, Glomerellaceae. The transcript has 2 exons.